AUGGAAAGCACGAAACUGUGGUUAUGGAAAGAAUGGGUCGCACAGCAACAUGACCUUAUCAAUACAUAUGGUGAGCAGGAGUGGUUCCAACAUUUGUUGAAUAAUGUACAGCAGCAGACAGCAUCGCACAAAGGCGAAGUACCUGGAGUCGAAGAAGACUUCGAAGUGGAAAAUGUAAUGGGAACAGAAGAUAUGCUAAGAGUGAGAGAUGUACCACGCCCCCAACUGCAUCCGCAACCUUACAUGAAAAAAGUGUUAACCGCUCACAAACUGUGCAUGCUACUCCUCGCAUCCGUAAUCGAAGCAUGCGAAAUCGAACGCAGCUUGCAGGAGAAGGAGUUAUAUGUGGAUGCCCUAUUGCAGCAACUGUGA
Messenger RNA from Plasmodium fragile, 372 nucleotides. RefSeq lists its product as uncharacterized. Lineage: Eukaryota; Apicomplexa; Aconoidasida; Haemosporida; Plasmodiidae. Bases 1 to 372 code for a protein of 123 amino acids. The transcript has a single exon. The record is from RefSeq and is a predicted model, not a curated record.